AUGAUCUGGACGAGCAUCGAAGGCCUCUUCUGCAACAACAAGAAAAUCCGCAUCCUCGCUCUCGAGGCUGAGUUCCGCGGCACCGCACAAGGGGAUUUGCCUGUGCUACAGUACUAUCAGAAGAUGAAGUCCCUCGUUGAUGCUCUCGGCGCCCUCGACCACGCCAUCAGCGAUGAGACUCUCGUCCUCACAAUCCUCCGUGGCCUCACCAAGCGUUUCUCGAUGAUCUCCAUCAUCAUCGCCACCAAGACUCCGUUUCCUGACUUUCUGGAGGUGCGUACUCUUUUGCAGAUGAAUGAGGCAUCUCACACUAAAAAGGUGGCGGCUCCCAACACUCUCUACUCCUCCACCGGCAACCCCUCUGCUCCGCACACGUACAACUACUCGACCAAAAGCAACAACAAUGGUGGCAGCAGGGGUGGCAAGUACAAACCCAAGCCGAAGAAGGCCGGCGGCGAUGGCGGCGGCUCACCCAAUGGCAAUAACUAUCAAGGUGUUUCAGUCCCCUUCUUCAACCCUAUGACCGGUACUUUUUAA
Messenger RNA from Dioscorea cayenensis subsp. rotundata (Guinea yam), 537 nucleotides. RefSeq lists its product as uncharacterized. The coding region runs from base 1 to 537 and encodes 178 amino acids. NCBI's taxonomy places the organism in Eukaryota, Viridiplantae, Streptophyta, Magnoliopsida, Dioscoreales, Dioscoreaceae. The record is from RefSeq and is a predicted model, not a curated record. The transcript has a single exon.